AUGAAGGAGACGAUUGACACAAAUAAUCCAGAAAUUCGACCCGUUUUGAAUUUUAGCGACACCCUUAUUGUAUCCAUAUCGUUCCAUUUGUUGGCAAUCACGAGCUUUGAGGAAUUGUCGGAAUCUUUAUACUCGACUGCAUGGCUCAGCGUCAAAUGGACGGAUCAGAAUCUAAAAUGGUUGCCAUCCGACUACGGUGGUUUGGUAAAGACAACAGUUCCACCUCAUAAAAUCUGGAAUCCAAGUAUUGCAGUUUUAAACAGCAUCGAUGAACUGAAACCAAUCGAUAGCCAGUUUUUACACCCUACCGUCUGUUCAAAUGGAACUGUAAGAUGGACUCCGGGAUCUGCUUUCAGGACCUCUUGUAAGAUGAAUGUGGAGUCAUUUCCUUUUGAUGUACAAAGCUGUGAAUUGGAAUUUUUUGUGUGGGGACACGAGAUCGAAUCAGUGGAUCUUGAGCCGUAUAUUGAUCACGUAGACUUAGAUACCUUUAAAGAAAAUGGCGAAUGGGAGCUAAUUGGGUCGUCUCUAGAAAGAAAAUUCUUGAAUACUGAAGGGAAACCUCACCCAACGAUAGUGGUAACUCUAAGGUUAAAACGACGAGCUACAGUUUUAAUCCAAAGUAUCAUUAUACCAUUAGUGAUUUUGGCCAAUAUAAACGUAUUGGUGUUUUUAGUACCUGCGGAAACAGGAGAAAAAAUAUCAUUCUCUGUCACCAUUCUAUUGGCGUUCGGAGUGUUUCUUGGAUUCAUUAACGAUAGGAUGCCACAGACGUCUGAAACUACGUCAUCACUUUCUGUGUAUAUGUCAUGCCUUCUUGCCUUCAGUGCUGUAUUCGUCUUCAUGUCAAUUCUGAUUGCAAAGAUACACAACAAAACACAGAAAAUCUCUGGCUCCUGGUUGUUUUUGUACAUGCGUGUUUUGCGACCAUGUUGUGGAAGACGUAAGGACAAUAUUACGGUAACGUCUGAAGGAAAAGAUGAAGAGGGUCCAAAGAAUUCACCGAAUGUAACUUGGAGAUCAAUAGCCAGAUCCAUUGACUCAUUGUUAUUCUGGGUUUUCUUUCCACCAGUCUUUCUUACUAGCUUUGCUUUGCUUAUAAUACCUUCCAUACUGAAUUGUUCCCGCUAA
Molecule: messenger RNA, 1131 nt
Organism: Lottia gigantea (owl limpet)
Lineage: Eukaryota; Metazoa; Mollusca; Gastropoda; Lottiidae
Exons: 1
Coding region: 1-1131 (376 amino acids)
Biological process (GO): nervous system process; monoatomic ion transmembrane transport; chemical synaptic transmission
Cellular component (GO): synapse; neuron projection; membrane
Molecular function (GO): extracellular ligand-gated monoatomic ion channel activity; neurotransmitter receptor activity; transmembrane signaling receptor activity
Source: RefSeq, a predicted model, not a curated record